GGCUAGACCCUCGGAGAUGCCCCAGAUUUGGGAGGAUGCGCCGACGACUCGCUGUCAGAAGAAUUCUGCCUUUUGCUAACUACCAGGGACUAAGGCUGGAUUCGAAUCCAAGUCCUCUGCCUGCAAAGCCCGGGCUGCCUCCAUGGCACUAGGUAGCCACUCUUCUCCGCGAAUAAUCUCCCAAAGCACAAAAUCUGCCGAGGAGAAUGCUUCCCUCGUCUCCUCCACCUCCAGGCGGCCCUCCCGGAUCUCUCCUCUCCUUCCUUCGAUGCUACUAGCUAAGUAGGGCCCCCUUUCCUCUUGCAGGUCUGAGGAACCUGGCCGCUCCUCCCUCACCUCCUGGGAGCGGCCCCGUGCCCCCGGGCCCCGCCAGCCGGCUGGUCCGCCGCCCGCGGGCACCAUGGUCCACUUCUUGUCCUGCGAAGUCCGGCAGCUGCUGCACAACAAGUUUGUGGUUGUCCUGGGAGAUUCCAUCCAGAGGGCCGUGUACAAGGACCUGGUGCUGCUGCUGCAGAGAGACGCGCUGCUCACGGAAGCCCAGCUCAAGGCCAAGGGGGAGCUGAGCUUCGAGCAGGACCAGCUGGUGGCCGGGGGGCAGCUGGGCGAGCUCCAUAACGGGACGCAUUACCGCGAGGUCCGCCAGUUCCUCUCCACUUCGGGCCACCAUCUCCUCCGCUUCUACUUUCUCACCCGCGUCUACUCGGCCUACGUGGAGGACAUCCUGACGGAGCUAGAGCGCGGGCCGCCCCCGGACCUGGUCAUCAUGAACUCCUGCCUCUGGGACCUCUCCAGGUACGGCGGCGACGCCAUCCGCAGCUACCAGGAAAACCUGGAGUGCUUAUUUGAGAGGAUGGAACAGGUCCUGCCCGCCUCCUGCCUCCUGGUGUGGACGCUGGCCAUGCCUCUGGGGGACCGCGUUACCGGAGGCUUUCUGCUGCCGGAGCUGCAGCAGAAGACCGGCUCUCUCCGCGUGGACGUCCUGGAGGCGAACUUCUACUGCUCCAUGCUGGCGGACGGGCACCACUUCGACGUGCUGGACCUGCACUUCCACUUCCGCCACGCAGUCCGGCACCGGCGCCUGGACGGCAUACACUGGGACCAGCACGCCCACCGCCACCUCUCGCAGCUCCUGCUGGCCCACGUGGCCGAGGCCUGGGGGGUGGAGGCGCCCACCCGCUGCACCCCGUUUGGGGAGUGGAAUGAGGAGCAGACAUUCCUAGAACACACAGGCCAAAGGAGACAGCCGCCUCAGAGGAGUAAGCGGUCUUCUUCCUUCGAACCAGUAACCCAAGAGGUUGAUCGUCCUCUGACCUGGCUGGAUAGGCAGUUCCAGCCCCCAUUCCUGCCUUCAUCCCAAAGCUUGCCCUUCCACCUACCCCUUCAUUCAUCUCAAGUCCUCCCUCAAGACAGCUGCUUCUUCUCAGAUAAUCCUGUCCUGCCUGGCUACCUCCCCCUCAACUAUAUAGCCUUCAGUGAUCCCUUACCUUCUCCUGCUGCGUUGGAUUACACACCAGUCCGCUGGCCCCUUUACCCAUCAAUUCCUCACUAUGGACAGCGUCACAAUUUGGUAAUGCACCGCGUCCAUCGCCAUGUGCCUAACAGCCCCUACAGCCGCUCGAGGGAGGGAGGCCUUAGUAGACAGUGGUCCAGACCUGGCCACAGACAAUGAACUGCCUGUUCGCUGCCCAAGGAUGUGACUGAAUGUUCUGACUUCAUAGCCAUGGGCAGACUGCCCUUCCUAUGGACGUAGCCAGAUGGAUUGAUUUUCAUAAGUCUCUCUCCCAUUUUGACCAGCCUGCCGGGUAGAACAACCUGUUUCUGCCACGGGGUCCUCACGUCCCACAACGGUGACCUCCGUUGUCCAAUGUCCCUAGUAGCCUGGGCCAAAUAACCUUUACAGCUAGAAGUAGGGCUCGGUGGAUGGAGGGAGGGCUAGGGGUCCAGAAUUUCAAAUCCAGCCUCCGAUACUUGCUAGCUAUGUGACCCUGGACAAGUUACUUAACCUGUUUGCUUUGGUUUCCUCAACUAUAAAAUGGGUUUUCAAACUUACCUCGAAGUGUUGUGAGAAUCAAAUGAGAUACUUGUAAAGUACUUAGUGCAGUGCCUGGCACUUAGGAGGUGCUAUAUAAAUGCUUAUUCCUUUCU
Molecule: messenger RNA, 2145 nt
Organism: Sarcophilus harrisii (Tasmanian devil)
Lineage: Eukaryota; Metazoa; Chordata; Mammalia; Dasyuromorphia; Dasyuridae
Gene: PCED1A
Product: PC-esterase domain containing 1A
Exons: 9
Coding region: 401-1669 (422 amino acids)
Source: RefSeq, a predicted model, not a curated record